This is a messenger RNA of Lolium rigidum, 2274 nucleotides long. RefSeq names its product U5 small nuclear ribonucleoprotein 40 kDa protein. The record is from RefSeq and is a predicted model, not a curated record. The transcript has 7 exons. Bases 3 to 1634 code for a protein of 543 amino acids. NCBI's taxonomy places the organism in Eukaryota, Viridiplantae, Streptophyta, Magnoliopsida, Poales, Poaceae. Gene Ontology annotation, molecular function: protein binding.
CGAUGGCAGGCGACCCGCCGGCGAUGAAGCGCCCCAAGCUGGAGAAGGACGACUCAUCCCACUCGCACCGCCCCUCCUCCGCCAACGGCUCCGGCCACAGACCCCCCUCCUCCGCCUCCACCUCCUCCGCCAGCGAUGCGGCGCCGCCGGAGGAGGACAUGGCGGAGGAGGCCGUGCUCGCGCUCAUCGCCCACCGCGAGCGCGUGGUGGAGCAGUACAAGCUCAAGCUCGCCCAGUACCAGUCCCUGCUGGACAACGCGGAGAGCGAGCUCGCCGUGGCGCGCGCCCGGUACCGAGAUCGCGCCCCUCCCAGCCGGAACCCGCCGGCGCCGCCCCCCGAUCGCAGGACGCCGCCGCCGGUCCAGAGGGACCCCAAGCCGUCGCAGCCCGCCCAGAAGGCCCCCGCGCCGCAGACGAGGCCGCAGCUCGUCAUCCCGGGGACCAACAGCCGGCCGGCUCCGCGUGCGCCUGCCCCGCGCACGGAACCAGCGCCCAGGCCGAAGAAGGCCGCCGCCGCUGAUGCCCCGUCGUCUUCGUCGAUGGCGCCGCAGGAUCGGCAGAAGAAAGCGGAUAAGAAACCCAAGCGAGAGAUCGUACAGAGAGAGCCCCAGAACUUGAUCCAGAGCGUGAGGAAGUCGUCCCCAACCUUACUCAAGUUCUACGGCAGCCACCUGGUCCCGAGCCAGCACAAGAGGAAGCUUAGGUGCCUCGAGCUGUGCCCUGCGAAUGACCAGCUUGUCGUUACCAGCGCGUUGGAUGGAAUGGUUACUCUGUGGCAAGUACAGUCAAGUGGACCUACUAUCUCCUCGCUUAGCACUACAAAUUGCUUUUCUCCAAAGCAAAGGUGGCCUGAAGAUGUAGCUUGGCAUCCAGAUGGUGACACAAUUUUUGCUGUAUAUAGUGCUGAUGGUGGUGACUCCCAGGUUUCAAUGACGAAUCUUAACGCAUCAGGACAAAAGAAAGUUACUUUCCUACCAGCGAAGCCUCAUACUAAAGGAAUCAUAAAUAACAUUAAUUUCAUGCCCUGGUCGGAUACCUGCUUUUUGACUGGUGGAAGCGACCAUGCUGUCAUACUCUGGCAAGAGAAAGAUGAUUCAUGGAACCACAAGAGAGUGCACAAGGAUUUGCAUUCUUCUGCUGUCUAUGGUGUUGCUGGAUUGCAACAGAGAAAAACAAUAGUGUCAGUCGGCUCGGAUAAGAGGAUAAUAUCAUAUGAUCUCUCAGCUGAAAGGACAGAGUACAAGAACCUAAUUGAUAGCAAAUGCAUGAGUGUAUUGCUAAAUCCAUGUGAUUUCAACUUAUACAUGGUGCAAACGGCGUCGCCAGGCAGGCAGCUUCGCUUGUUCGACAUCAGGCUUAGACAGACUGAGGUCCAUGCGAUUGGUUGGAAGCAGUCGAACAGCGAGUCCCAGUCCGCCCUGAUAAACCAGUCAUGGUCUCCUGAUGGCUGGUACCUUUCCUCUGGGUCGGCAGACCCUGUGAUCCAUAUUUUCGACAUAAGGUAUCAUGGCCAGACCCCCUGCCAGUCUGUGCAAGCGCAUCACAAGCGGGUCUUCAAGGCAGUUUGGCACCAGACGUUCCCAGUUUUGACCUCGAUCUCGUCGGACCUCAACGUCGCGAUCCACAAAUAUUGAUGAAACUACCACGUGUGGAUUCUCAGUGUGGUGGUUCACUGCCGUUUUUGUAGCGAACUCGCAGAAUUCUGUGCGUCAAGUCAUGGGAAAUCUAUCUGUUCACACGCGCGGUACGCAUCACUGGAGUUCCAAAGAGGCCUCGGUAACAUCUGCGCUCUUUGGAGCUACUAGCAGAGUGAUGUAUCUGCAGCCCCCCCAGGUUGAAUGUUUUGCCCUUCCUACUUGUAGGGAACUACAUGCGGAAUUUCACGAAUGUCGAAUACUGUUCUAAAGUUUUGUCCUUUACCUGUCCUUAGCCCUUGUAGCAAUGUAAUUCCUGGCUCAGUUAUUAUAUUGCAUUUUACAAGGCAUUUGGAGAUCUAAUGCCAAAGUGAUGAUCUCAGUUGAAAGGAGCCUCCAAGAACUUGUGUGGACUGGAACUUGCACUCACUAUCUGCCGAAUCGUCCAAUGUGGAACCUGACAUGGUGUUUGGUUUGAUGUGGCAUGUUGCCCGUCGGUUCUGUCAUGCAUUUGUUUGAGCAAGUUAAUACAAUCACGGUAUCAGGAAAUCGCAAAAUGUAAUCCUCACCUUUCAAUUUGAAUGUUGAUCUGGAAUAAUCUGUACCAUUAUUUGAUUGAAAAUUUUCUUGGUAUAUCCAA